UGCGCAUCCGCAAAAAUUUUUUUCAAUUGAAUGCACCAUUGCAUUGGUUGUGUCUGAUACGUGAUUAUACAUUUUUUGCCCUCUCACUGAAAGAGUUAUUUCGGAAAAUUUCUUUUGGAAUUAAUAUUUUUGCAUGGAUAAAUAAAGACCUAUGAUCAUAAUUGAGGCCACAAAUCGAGGUCAGGAGUGCUGCAUUCAAGCAGAGACCUCCUACUGCGCUUCCCACAACAAAAUAAGGAAAAAUUACAAGAAAUAUUUGUUAAGUCUCGGUUUUUACAUUUUCACGUGGAUAAUUUCCUUCUCGUUAUUUAGAUUUCCUUCCUCUCGAUCUUUCCCAUCUAUCCUUUCUUUCGUUCUAUGAUCUUCUUCUACCUUACGUUUGACACCAUUUAUCUAUCUCUCUUGUACUCAUUCUCUAUGCGUUCUCUCUCUUUGUUUCACGACACUUCAAGUCCUUCUCUGUCCCUCUUAAUCUUUCGUGCUCUGUCGAAUCGAACUAGCCCCCUUCCUGCGAAUUUACGUGGAUAUUUCUACUUGUGAACGGUUCCCAACCUUCAGGAUGCAAGCCAUUAAGUGCGUUGUUGUAGGCGACGGAGCCGUAGGUAAAACAUGCCUUCUCAUAAGCUACACUACCAAUGCCUUCCCCGGGGAAUAUAUUCCAACUGUGUUUGACAAUUAUUCUGCGAACGUUAUGGUGGAUGGCAAACCGAUCAAUCUUGGUUUAUGGGAUACGGCAGGCCAAGAAGAUUACGACAGACUGAGACCAUUAUCGUACCCUCAAACAGAUGUCUUUUUGAUUUGUUUUUCUUUGGUCAACCCUGCCAGUUUUGAAAAUGUUCGUGCUAAGUGGUAUCCAGAGGUGCGUCAUCAUUGUCCAGCUACUCCGAUCAUUUUAGUAGGGACUAAAUUAGAUUUGCGCGAAGACAAGGAAACCAUCGAACGAUUAAAAGACAAGAAAUUGGCACCAAUUACAUAUCCUCAGGGUUUAACAAUGGCAAAAGAAAUCGGAGCAGUGAAGUAUUUAGAAUGUUCGGCUUUGACUCAAAAAGGAUUAAAAACAGUAUUCGACGAAGCAAUCCGUGCAGUACUGUGCCCGGUUCUCCAAGUGAAACCAAAACGCAAAUGUUUCCUCCUAUAAUAUUAAAUGUCCGAUAACGGCGGAGCACGUGUAAAUGUACUACUCCUCCUCCGAUCGGACUCGACUGCAGCAGGACAUCUAACUCUGAUAAAGGAAAAAAUGCUGUAUGGUCCAUCUCUCUACAAGCAUCUGCCAUAAAAGCGCACAAAUAAAUUUGUAUAAUGCGUAUAAAAAGGUAAAGGAGAAGAAAAUAUACGCAAUUUAAGUGUUUUGGACAUAGCUAAAUGUUCUGAACGGAGCAAGAAAGCCAAAUGAAAAACUGAACUGAUAAUGUACAGUAUAGUAGAGUGUGUUAUUAAUAUUAGUUAUUACAUAUGAAUCAUAAGGAAACAAAACAUUAUUAUGUAUGUGCGUUUGUGUGCACACUGGAUACUAAUCAAUUUAAUCGAAGAGGUAAACCAUUUUAUGCAAUUUUGCAUUGUAUAUUUUAGAUAAAAAAAAGUGUUUAUCCAUUUUUAAAAGCUUUAGUAUAGGGAAAAAAUUAAUAUAGCGUAAAUAUUAACGUAUAAAGUAUUAAAAAUAUUGCAGUUGCGUAAACAGUAAUUUUGUUUAUUUCUUACUUGUUGUGUAUGUUACUUUUUCCAUAAGAAGCAUUUUUUCUCUGAUAAGUUGAGAUCUUCUCCAACCGAUUGAAUUCCAUUCGGAGCGAGUUAACGAUGCAUUAAUCUAUAUAUGUUCGAUAGUAAAUAUACAGUUGCAAAUCACAUAAAAUGACUUCCACCUUUAACUAAAUUGGUUGAUAUUACUAUAUACAUACCAUGGUAUAAGAUAGAUAGUCAUCUAAGUUUUAGAGGUGAGCAAUAUAAGUGCGAUUCUAAUUCUCUGCCUCUCUGCUGCGUUUUCAUGUUGCUGUAAUUGACAGGCGCGACAUGGCUAAAGAAAUAACAAUACAAAAGUUUAAUAUCAGAGGUGGGGAAAUUUAGUAUGUGUGAGAGCGUAUGUUUGAAAGAGUGCGCGUAAAAGCCAAGAGAGAAAGACGGAAGAAGGAAUUAUUCUAUAGCAAGUAAUUGUACAUAAAUGGUAAAAGUUCAAACUGUAUUCCUAUUACUAUCAUUUUACAUGUAUAAGCUGCUGAAUCUAAAUCGAACGUUACUUGUUUUUUAUAUAUAUAUUAUAAAUAUAUAUAAAGUGGGGCUGGACCGAGAUCUAUUUCAAUCGUCGCAGAUCCACUGACCUGUGCAAUCUAUCCGGGGAACGGGAAUUCAGUCCAUGAAAAAUAUCAUAAAUAAUGUAACUAAAUAUGCUUUAUUAAAUGGGUGUUUAUUAAAAUGUUCUAGUUAUUCAUUACGCCGUUGUGUCAAAAAACGUAUCGAUCAUUCUGGAUAUUUGUUCAGGAGUAUAUUUUAUAUAUUUCGUUGGGUUCUUGGAAAAUGAUAUUCCACGAUAUUUAUUAUGGAAAACUGUAUAAAGGGGGAUUAUAUCUUGCUGAAGUUCUUUCCGUAACUCUUCUCGUAACCGAGCAUCAGGUACAGAAUAAGACCGUUGACACUUUGCGACUUCCUCUAAUUCUCUAGUAAAUCCUAAGAAUUUUUCUUUCAACGUUUUUGCUCCUGGUUCUGUGAAUAUAAUGGUAACAUUUAUAAAUUUCUUUUUGUAUUCGUUUCUAUCUUACCUAUUAUAUAAUUCACGCAUAUUAUAUAUAUAUAUAUAAAUUACCGUAAUUAUGUUACACGACUUGUAUAUUUCACAAAAUUUUAAAUAUUUCCAUAUUAUUAUUAAUUACAACAAAUUUUAAUGAAUUGUCACGGACACGCAAUUUUAUAUGUAUAAUAAACAAAAAUAAAAACUA
Molecule: messenger RNA, 2927 nt
Organism: Nomia melanderi (Alkali bee)
Lineage: Eukaryota; Metazoa; Arthropoda; Insecta; Hymenoptera; Halictidae
Gene: Rac1
Product: ras-related protein Rac1
Biological process (GO): small GTPase-mediated signal transduction
Molecular function (GO): GTPase activity; GTP binding
Source: RefSeq, a predicted model, not a curated record